GUAAGUGUAUUUUAUCGCAGCAUUGGAAAAAGAAACGAAGACAAAGGUUGUUUCUUAAUUGGCACCCUGAAGAAGAUAGGCAUGAAAGGCCUGGAGGUGGACGUGUCCACAGGCAAGAGCCAGCAGGGGUGAUUAGUGGUGGUUAGAAGUAACAGGAAAAGCCGGGCAGUGGUGGCACACGCCUUUAAUCCCAGCACUUGGGAGGCAGAGGCAGGUGGAUUUCUGAGUUUGAGGCCAGCCUGGUCUACAAAGUGAGUUCCAGGACAGCCAGAGCUAUACAGAGAAACCCUGUCUCAAAAAAAAAACAAAAACAAAAACAAACAAACAAACAAAAACAAAAAACAACCCCCCCCCAAAAAAAACCCCAAAGAAGUAACGGGGGAGUAAAGGGAUCGAGGACAGUCAUGGAGUCUUAGAGGCCAUUUCCAUAAGAAGCUGCUGUGGGGUUUGGGGCAGAGGUGAGGUGCGAAGCUUUGUACCUUUAGAAGAAUUUUUCUGAUGUUUUCUGAUGGCGUGGGGUGGAGGCAGGAGACCAGUCCAGGCAGGAACCAGAGGGUGGAGGAAGAUUCCGGCUUCAGUACACAGUGAGUGUAUUUUGAGUGAACAAUUGUGACAUGGAGUGAAGACAAGGCAUUGAGAAGGACUAGGUUUGGGGACUAGUCUCGGGGAAGGAGAGACUUAACCAUCCAGGGGUAGGGAGAAUGCUGCAGAGGGGGGACAUCUGUGUCUGACUGGAGGCUGCUGUGGUUUAGCUUGCCAGCCUUCUUGCAGAGGGAUGAUACAUUGUAUCGCAAGGGCUGCAUGGUUAAAGCGCUCACAGCUAGGGAGGGUGUCAACUAAUUUCAUCACGAUUGUUUAGAUCAAGUUUCCUAGACAAGUGGCUUCCCCAGUUGGAACAUUUGCCUUUUUGGACGCCAUCUCCGGUUUCAGUGACAGCUCACCGGUAGAGCUGAUGAGAUGAGGAACUGAUCUCAGGUGGCUUAACCCCAAGAGCUACCAUAACCCUUGAUAUAGGCACGUCGAGUUACCGUAACCCUUGAUAUAGGCAUGGCACAUUUGGAGGGCAAAACCUUUUUUCUAAUCUUUUCUCUCACAGUCAUUAUCACACCUAAUGAAGAUGAUUAAUCGGUGUUAAUUAGUGCGCCGACAGAGUGUGAGUACUGUUAAAAGCCGAAUCUUCCUUUUGGGUUCUGGGAAGAGUCGAAGUCAAGGUGAGGGAGGUGUUCUGUUUUUUCAUAGGAUGGGGAAAAAAAUGCCAUUUUUCGUAGGGGAGGAUUGAGCCAAAAGCACACUUAGGUUGAAGCAAGGGGAGCUUAGUUAAAUAUUCCUUGUGGGGUUUUUCUCAUGAGUGACUUGGUUAACAACGCAUCUGCCGUUGUCUGUGCCACCAAAGGAAGAGACACUUCAGUCAGUGGGAAGUCAUGGAACACCUACUACUGUCACUUAAUGUGCCGGGGAAUCUACAGUGACCAGCAUCUGGGUCCUGCCUUCAGUACUUAGUUAAUGGCAAAAAUCAAGUGCAAAACCAGUGAUAAUAUCGUUGGGUAAGGUCACCCAGAAGGACCUGGAAGAGCUUUGCAGAGGAAAGUUUGGUUUACCGGCAUAUCAGAGGAUGGCAUGGGAAGGCUGCUUUAAGCAGACUCAACAACGCAGGCGAAGGUGAACUCUUAGACGCAGAGGUCACUCCAGCUAUCAGUGACCUAGCAGGACAGACUUAUCAAUAAACCCUGGGCCAGUUCUAAAAUUGUUAAGCAAACCGAGGUAAAUCAAGAUGGAGUCCUUGGAUGUCAUGGAAGAGAAUCUGGGGUGAAGAGAUUCUGAGGUCAUUGAGGGGUGGGGAUUGGUAUGUUUCCUGGAGGGGUGGGGAAAAAAAAAACAUGAGCUGAGAAAAUGUAGUUUAGAUCCCGUAUAACCUGUGUUUCCCAAUCUCAGAACGGGGUCUAUGAUUCCCCAAAGCUAAGGUGAACACAGAUGUUGUCUGUGAAGUAUGGGGUCCCUAGUGUUGAUCUAGAAAAAUCUAACCAGCAACAGAGGAAGGUCGUAACAACAGCUUUGUGUUGGGAGCUCCAGAUAACCUCGAAAGCCUGACUCAUUAUUUUGACUGCUGACUGCUCUGCCCCGUGCUCAUUAGCAUUCAGGGGUGUGUGGGUUUGGACUGCCUACUCUAACACCCAUGUGUCAAAGAGACGGCCACUAGCCUGUGGUAUUAUUUGUGAGCUAAGAGACGGGCCCUGGUCAGAAGUGAGGACGGUGAGUUGUACAUCCAGAGUGGGUGCUGGUGUGCUAGUUGUUCUUGUUGCCUAGCUACAGUGAAGGGGGCAGAUCCCUCCACUGUUGGUGUCUUUCGAAGUGUGCUGCCAAAGGCCCAAAAGCAACAGGUCAGCUGAUCAUGAGGCAGUGUCUUCACAAAUGUAGCCUGAAACCUUAGAUCUUCCUGCCUCAGUCUCUUGAGUGCGCUGUUAUCUCACACAGUUCGUUGUAGUGACCAAGGAUGGGUUUCUAGCUAUCGAAUAGGGAUUGAUAUAAUCAGGGACAAGUGAAGCUGAAGAUGGCUAGCAGGAAGAAUGAAGAGUCUUUUAGAGGUCACAUUUCCUAACGUCUCAUUCAGUUGACAUUGAUAAGGGACUCUUGGUGACUCACCUUGUCUGCUGGAGUCCCCUGUACCUAUAUCUUUUAGUGUCCACAGAGCAGGCACAGGCUCUAUCUGGUUUUCCUUGUUGCUAGGCCACCCAGAUGGCCUCCUAACAGAGCAGGAGGCUGUAGACAUCCUCUCCGAGGAGGGAACAUUUUUGUCCUGCAAGGCCAGGCUGAUUAGAGAGUCAGCCCUUUAAGGACCCUUUAAACAUCCUCAGGUCUACCAUUCCCCAAAGCUAAGGUGAGCACAGAUGUUGCCUGUAAAGUGUGGGGGUCCCUGGCGUUGAUUUAGAAAUAUCUACCCAGCAACAGAGGAAGGUCAUAGCAACAGCUUCUAGACUCAUUUGCAUCACGGAUAAUGUUUUAAAAUAGCUUUAUUUCAGAAAGCCAUUAAAUCCUGAUAACUGGGCAUUUUCAUAGACAGAAGAACAAACAAGGAAUGACAUUAACAUUAUCUUUCCCGCACACAUGUGCCGGUCUAUCCAGCGAAGGCCGAUUUGGGGCAUGGCUUGCCAGUCAGGCAGCAAGAGGUUUCUCUAAUGGGCCAAAGGCAACCCAUCUCUAAAAGCCACAGCUGCCCGCUUUGUUCCUCUGAAGGAUUAUGAACCCAAAUCUCUUUGUCGCUGUGCAUAGAACAUUAAAAAAAAAAAAAAACCCAAAAAACCAAAAAAAAAAAAAAACCUUGUGGGGCUUCAGAGACUGAGGUUCAUCAGUACUCACAAGCCUUGGAUAUUUAAAGUGCUGGAGGCCAGGAUUUCUGUUGUGAUGGUCCACACAGGGUUCAGCAGGAUGGCCUUCCUGAUUGCUCCGGUGGCUUGCUCUAGGUUAAGGGUGUGUGCAGUAGCAAGCCUCCUAUGGAUCCUAAAACAGUCACCUAUAACUAAAACCAAGGGAAGGUCUCCUAUUCCUCACCUCAUCACCCCAACCAGGAGUAGGACAUACAAGUUCAAUGCUCUUUUCCAGCUCAAAUCUAGUUCUCUGACAAUUGUCCUAUAAUUUAAAGCACUCAGAAUAUCACAGGGACUGAAUGUCACCUGUGGGGUAUGGAGGGGGGAGGACUGCUCUAGGGGUGCUGCCCCUCCAUGCUGUUACACUGUCAUCUUCUCUCCCCUCAAACCCCAGCUCUCUCUCGUACAGUUGGCCAAGGCAAAGGGGAGGUUGCCUGCCUUCCCAGGGGUGAAGCCUUGGAUGCACAAAAGAAGAAGCAUCUAGGUUAUUUACCCUUCUCCAGAGUAGAAGCCCUGGGGACUGGGAGGCGAGGGGUGGAGGUGAAGGAGCACUGUUGCCUAGUAACAGCCGCAUCCUGCUGUGGUAUGACUUGGGUCUGAGGGAAGGAUGCUUCUACCGGCACCUGGAGGGUUUCUUCUCCAGCUGGUAGGCUUUUGGUGCUGCUCUGUGGGGUUCUCAUUUCGGAUUCCGCCCUGUGGGAGGUCUUUCCAGCUUUUGCAUAGCAGUUUCCUUGCUGAGUAUGUGUGCACACAGAGGCACUCUUGUGACCAUGCACAGACACACAUAUGGUAGGACUCAGAAAGGCAGAAGCAGCUUUUUCAUCAGUGCUAUUUACAAGGUCUUAAAAGUUGCUCCCUAGUUUCAAAGACACUUCUCUGUCCCAGGGGCCAGGGCCAGCCCCUUGUAGCAACCAGAAUUCCUGCUUUUGUCAAAGUUGCCUUCGAUAUCAAAUAGCCUAUUUCGCUUUUUGAAAGCAUGUCCCAUCAUUUUCCAACCGAACGUCACGAUUUUGGGAUGAAUUUCUUUUGCAUUGCCUUCGAUUUGAGUUACAAAACCAGUACACUCAGGAAGGGUAACUUGGUCGUCCUUGUUGUCAUUUUAGACUCAUCGGGAUGUAGUUUAUCAAGUCCAUUCUCAAGAACACAAAGACAUUCGUUUUGUGGAGGAGGUGGGAGCACAAAAGGAUUGAGCCUCGGAAUAAACAGUGCAGGCUUGAACUGCAGACAAAAAGUGCUGAAUGCAAAACGACUGACACUGAGUGUCCCCAUCAUCUCAUUGUGGCCUGUCCUCGGUUCCUUGGUCCUCCUGACCUCCUGUGAGUGAAUUCAUAUGAGCUGAAAAGCAUAGCUAUUACAGCAUAGCAUGAGGUCUUCUCAAGGCAGGACUGGGUGAUGAUCAAAGGAGCCAUUGCAGAGCAAAAUAUGCUUACCAAGUAAAAGCAGACAAUGGCCAGAGACCCAUGUGUAGUAUGUUUAUGUAUGUGUGUGUGUGUGUGUGUGUGUGUGUGUGUGUGUGUGUGUGUGUAUAGGGGCAUAUAUGUGUGUGUAUGCAUAUGUGUGUUUGGCAGUAUAUGUGUAGGGGUGUGUGUGUGUGUCCCUGUAGGACAGCGGUCAGCAUCAGGUGUCUUCCUCAAUUGUAUGACACCACGUUUUUUGUGUUUUUUAAAAAUUUUUUAAUUGGUUAUUUAUUUAUUUACAUUUCAAAGUUAUCCUCCUUCCAGGUUUCCCCUCUGCAAGCCUCCUAUCCUAUCUUCUCUCCUCCCUGCUUCUAUGAGGAUGCUACCCCACCCACCCACCCACCCACUCCUACCUCACUGACCUAGCAUUCCCCUACACUGGAGCAUGAGUCUCCACAGGACCAAGGGCCUCCCCUCCCAUUGAUGCCAGAUAAGGCCAUCCUCUACUAUAUAUGCAGCUGGAGCUACGGGUCCCUUCAUGUGUAUUUUUUUGACACCACGUUUUUUGAGACAAGGUCUUCAACUGAACCUCAUCUUACUGUUUCUGCUGCAAAGUUAACCAGCAAGCUUUAGGGAACCCACUGUUUCUGCCCUUGCUCCCCACGACACCUGCUAUUAUAGAUGCACACUGCCCUGUUCACUGCUUUAUGUGGGUGUCGGGGAUUUGAAGUCAAGUCUUUAUGCUUGUGAGACAAACAAUUUACAGAAGUUAAUCAUUCCCUCAGCCUGUGGAUAUUCCUGUUUUACAAAAGGUACUUUUACUUUAGACUCUCUUAAAAAGUUGUAUUUAUUACUACUGGGUGGUGUGAUAUAUGUGUGUGUGUGCUGUGUGUGCUGUGUGUGAGAUUGUGUUUAUGUGUGAUGUAUGUGUGAUGUGUGUGAUGUGUGUGAUGUGUGUGUGUGUAUCAACUUGUGUGGGUGUCAGUGGAUAACUUUGUGGAGUGACUUCUUUCCCAGCUGUGUGUGGGCUCUAAGGGCUUGUCCCUGGGCUUGUAUCAUCAUGGGCCUGCAGCAAGCAUCUUUACUGAUUGAGCCAUCUUUUGUUUCAUUUUCCUUCUUUCUUAGCACCCACAACAUCUACAUGUUUGAGGGAAAAAAAUUAAAUGCAGAGAUGGCUCUAGAAAUCCAUUCUCCGUCUGAGAGAACAAAUGAUAAAUUGGAAAAGAGUUUUGCAGAGACCUUCCUUCAACACAAGAAGUAUGAAAAGAAGAUAAAUAACUAAUUUCUGGGGGGGGGGAUUUGCCUUCUCAGAAUUAGCCAGACUUCUUGACUUUUAUACUGCAGAUGGACAGGAAUGGGGAAAGGUCUUCACCCUUUCAGGUUCUUUGACUCGACUAUGAAUUUGAUCGACAGGAAGAAAGUCAUGUGUUCAUAUGCAUGCACACAGGUGCCUCACAAAGAUGGGUAUGCAGAUGAAGUGGGUAGAAACACCCAGAGCUACAAAAGGGACUUCUGAGGGUAGCAGUCACAUAACUCACAGGAGCAUAAGAGAAACAACACAGGGAUGUCUGUCUGGCUUCUUAGGUAAUAAGAUUAUCUAGAGCAGCCUGCUUCCUAAUCCAGGCAAUUUACUGAUGUAGAUUUACUUUAGCCAUGCCCAUAUGCUUUCUAAAAGGCCAGCUUUGCGGAGUGUCACUGCUGUCUGAAAUUUCCCAGGAAAAGCGGCUCAAAAUAUACGGAGGCGCUGUAUUUAGGGAUGUAGAAUGUUUAAUCUCCUGUAGUCCUUUUGGAGUAGUGAACCCAGAGCCACUGAGGGAGGAACUGUGGAGAUCCUCAAGGAUGGCAAUCCAAAGAUCAGGAAGUGAACUCCAGGACAAAGAGCUAACGGGCUGCUGUGGGAGCAAAGCAGAUGGCUGGGUGUUCAGUGAAGAACAAGACUUACAGUCAUGGUUGGCUCCUGGCAAUCUUCUGCAUAUCAGACAUUCCUGAUGAAGUCCUCCGAUAUCGAUCAGGAUUUAUUUACAGAUAGCUACUGCAAGGUGUGCAGCGCACAGCUGAUAUCCGAGUCCCAGCGGGUGGCCCAUUAUGAGAGUCGAAAACAUGCCAGCAAAGUCCGGCUGUAUUACAUGCUUCACCCCAGGGAUGGUGGGUGUCCUGCCAAGAGGCUCCGAGCAGAAAAUGGAAGCGAUGCUGACAUGGUGGAUAAGAAUAAAUGCUGUACACUCUGUAACAUGUCCUUUACCUCAGCUGUGGUGGCCGACUCACAUUACCAAGGCAAAAUCCACGCCAAAAGGUUAAAACUGUUGCUAGGAGAGAAACCUCCACUGAAAACCACAGCCGCUCCGCUGAGCUCACUUAAGGCUCCUCGAGUGGAUACGGCCCCCGUGGUCGCAUCUCCCUAUCAAAGAAGAGACUCAGACAGGUACUGCGGUCUCUGCGCAGCCUGGUUUAACAAUCCUCUGAUGGCCCAGCAGCAUUACGAAGGCAAGAAACACAAAAAGAACGCAGCCCGCGUUGCCUUGCUAGAGCAGCUCGGAACAUCUCUGGAUCUGGGAGAACUGAGAGGUCUGAGACGUACUUACAGAUGUACCACGUGCAGUGUGUCGCUCAACUCCAUAGAACAGUAUCAUGCACAUCUGCAAGGAUCAAAACAUCAGACCAACCUGAAGAAUAAGUAGUGACAGCAUCUAUCAAGAGCUAAGAAGAGACUCCCGCAUUUCUCUGUGGUAGAGAACUGCUCACCAACCAAAGGAGGAUCCUUUCUCAAGCAAUGAACAUUUCUUACAAGGAUUCACAGAUUAACACGUGACCAGUAUUGAUUUUUGAAAGUAAAUAAGAUUUCCUUUUCUUCUUCUCAUUUAGUGGCAAAUUAUCCUUGGAUUUAGAAGAAUCCUUUUCUGAUAACAUUGUUUAGCACAAGUUCUAAACUGCAAUCACACACACAGCAGCUAGUCAGAGCAUUAUUCAAACUUACAAUGAGUGGAAAAUUUAAUUUCCAAUUCAUUCUAGAUUUCCGUAGAGUUACAAUGAUUCUGUGAGACCCUUCAUGAUUAUCAUGUAAGCCUCCUAGAUCCAUUAACAAAUAUACUUUUGUCAUCAUGGGGAACAUAGUUGGUGACGCCAACCACAAGAACAGAGCAAAUUGUGGUCUGUAGAAGUUAUAUAACAAAUAGAAUACCAGUCCUUCCUGCUUCACACCUAUGAGCCAGCCUUGCCUCUAAAUGCCAGGAGCGUGAAAGCAGGUGGGAACACAGAGGAAGGACCUUCACUCUGGAUCACCUUGAUGGAAAGCUUCACAAGACGAAGCCAAGUUCUCCUUGCAAGCUGCCAGAUCAUAGCUUAGGAAAAGAACUAGUUUUGAUUGCAUGAUGAUCCUAUUAAGUAAAAAUGUCUUCACAGCGGUUGACCUUGAUGGAGUGCUUUUGUAAAGGUAUCCAAAGGAGAAUUUUAAACCCCAGAGUGAGAUGGAAGUAAUUCUUAGCAAGUUGGCCUGGAUUGUGGGCUUUAAUUUGGGGCAGUAAUGAUUUGGUGUGUGUCAAGGGAGGGAAGAGAAUGAUUAAAUCCUGAAGAAGUUUCCUUCUUCUGUUUCUCUUCCAACUUGUUGCCGAGCUGGGGAUUGAGUGACUUUGAACAGAACUCUUCUGGGAAGAGGAUGGACCAGAGAACUGAUGCUCUUUAAAGGGAUCAAGUUUGAGUGCAACUGUGAAAUUCCCUCUCCAGGGAAUCACUGCUCUGCAUUGUGUUGGGAAGUGGUGUCUUGCAGACACUGCAAGGUAGACACAGAACUUCCUUUCCUGGGCUCUCAGCUGGCUGGAGCAGCCCUUGACAACUUGUGACCACCAAGCUACCAAGUAACGUCAGACUUUUCCAGACAUCAGCGCUUUCCACAGAGAUCUGAGGUCGUGGACAGCCAGUGAGCAAUAAACGAAACGACACGGAAACGCACAGUGUUGUUCUUAAGGUGCCUGUUUUGUUGUGUGAGGAGGUCACGGUCCUUAGGGACCAGACCCGUGGCUGCAAAGAGGAAGGUCACACACACCGUGUACAGUCAUGCUGCAGGUGGGAAGCACGAGGGGUGUGGUGACAACAAUUUUAUUUUGCUAUUUUAGAAAGAAGCACACAACAGAGCUACAGCCCUCCCGUGAUGGCUUUUCUUCGAAUAUGUGGAAUAAAGCUUUAUUUGUCAAUUCUGCUGUAAAAUAAGCAUAGUCUGAGGUUUUGGUUUUUGUUUUUAAAAUCUUUCUCUGUUUCUGUUUAGUGCCUGAGCUCUCUCCCUGAAGUGUUGUGUUUAUUUUUGUUUUUAAUGGCCUAAGAUAGAAAAGCCUAUGAACAUAGAUCUCCUUUGCAUUACAGUGACACUUUGCCAAGUCCUUUAUGGCUAAGCCUCCAGCUACAAUAAUCAGAUUAUUUCAGAGUGCCUCAUCGAAAUACCAUUGCUCUUUGGCAAGCUGCCACAGACACCUACCAGACAUUUUCUUGGUUUGAUUGUUCUCAAGUAUAUUCAUGCCCAUGCAGAUAAGGGGAGUGUCAUCCCAGCACGCUGUGAGGAUCACUUGGCCAGACUACUAUCUGCAAGAAGGCUCAACAUGCCACUGUGUUCUGGAGACUAUCUAACAGACACACCUUUCCUCCAGAAACUGGGCUGUUCACUUUUGCUUUAGUGUGGCUGUAUGUUCAAUGAAGUCUUAUGUUAGUUUCCAGUUUUAUUAUGACUGGACAGGAGUUGGGUGUAGGGCAAAUGUUUUUCAGGGGCCCUUGAUUCUGAUGGGAAGAAAAGAGACAAACCUGUCUGUGUCUCUGUCUCCUGACCAGUCCAUGUGGAGCAACCCUGAGAGAGAGAGAGCAAUGUGAUUACAAUAAGAACUUGGGGUUAGUUCUAUAUCAUUUGAGGAGAACAUGGAGAAAACUCAUCUAUGAGAGAGGAGAGCUGUCCAUACGACUGUGUCUAAAUUAACGUGGAUAUUUCAGAGUUCAGAGUGAUGUCAGCUAACCACAUUAAGUUUUCUGGCCAUAAUGAGAAAAACUCAACACCUAUCGGCCUCCUGUUAAAUCGAGAUAUCUCUGUUUAAUGGAACAGUCACUAGCGGUUGACCUAGGUAUCUCCCUGUUUCUCUCCCUUCUCCUAUCAUUCCAGGAUAUAGUCUCCAGGAUGUAACAUGCAUUGCCCAUGUGGUCUACCACUGAAUGCCAUGCUUAGGUGUGAUUCCUCAGAACACUAGAUCACCCCUUAGUCCUGGCCAUACCAUUUGAAUUUGCUUUACAAAAUCUUCUUCCCGUUCAGUACGGAUAUGAGCUUGAGGCUAGCAACCUGUGUCAGUGGCCACAAAUGCCAUGAUAGUAAGAUCCAAAUUAAUGAGCUCUCCUUAUAGACAGUCUCCAUAGUCCAGGGAACUAAUAAAUACACUCAUAAAGCAAUCCGCUAAGCAGCAAGUGCUGUGGCCAUUCCUUCUGCUGAUAAAGUAGCCAUAAAACUUUCAUCUAUUGCUGCUGGACUGAAAGACCAAUGGGAUCUGUUCUUUUUGGCCCUUUAGAUGACAGAGAUGCAUAAAUUGGAACUGCAAGGAUCUUUGCACUGUCUGUUGGAGUAAAUUUAAUUAGGCCAACUGUAUCAAAAAGAAAAAAACAAAAACAAAAAACAAUGGGACCCACUUAUAAUGCUGUCAUUCCUGCGGAACUCCCCAUCUAGAGAGGCCACCUUCCUGUCAAAGCUGAGUGAGGCAUUUUUGACAAGGCAGUGGGAAUACAGGACAUUAAACCCCAAUAAGAGACCACGAGGUUGUAAAGACAGUCCCCACUAAAUAUCUGUCCUUCUCUUGAACAGCUUGUCCAGUGAAUUAUUUUUCUUUUGUAAGAAUAAAACUAAGAAAAGUCUGUCUGUGCAACAUAUUAUUGUAGGGAUGGAUUUUUCUCCCCUGCCCCCUUCUGGUUUUGAAUUUGUUCAUAUUCAAGGCAUGUUAAACUACCUCAUAGGUUUGUUGUGUGGAUUAGCUGAUUAAUAAAUAACAACUGAUUAAAAUACGAAUCUGUAUGUAAA
Molecule: messenger RNA, 10793 nt
Organism: Mus musculus (house mouse)
Lineage: Eukaryota; Metazoa; Chordata; Mammalia; Rodentia; Muridae
Gene: Zmat4
Product: zinc finger, matrin type 4
Exons: 7
Coding region: 6706-7437 (243 amino acids)
Cellular component (GO): nucleus
Molecular function (GO): nucleic acid binding; zinc ion binding
Source: RefSeq, a predicted model, not a curated record